Vidua macroura (Pin-tailed whydah) is the source of this 1133-nucleotide messenger RNA. Its product is annotated as protein S100-A4-like. Gene Ontology annotation, molecular function: transition metal ion binding; calcium ion binding. Lineage: Eukaryota; Metazoa; Chordata; Aves; Passeriformes; Viduidae. Gene Ontology annotation, cellular component: cytoplasm. Bases 537 to 1001 code for a protein of 154 amino acids. The record is from RefSeq and is a predicted model, not a curated record. The transcript has 3 exons.
GUGCUGGGGAUCUCACAGCUCGUUAAUGGGAUCACAGCUCAUUAAUGGGAUAACACCUCGUUAAUGGGAUCACAGCUCGUUAAUUGGAUCACACAGCUCAUUAAUGGGAUCACAGCUUGUUAAUGGGAUCACACACCUCAUUAAUGGGAUCACAGCUCAUUAUUGGGAUCACAGCAAUUGUUAAUGGGAUCACAAGCUCAUUAAUGGGAUCACAUCUUGUUAUUGGGAUCACAAGCUCAUUAAUGGGAACACAGCUCAUUAAUGGGAUCACACAGCUCAUUAAUGGGAUCAGAUCACACACCUCAUUAAUGGGAUCACAAGCUCAUUAAUGGGAUCACACAGCUCGUUAAUGGGAUCACAAGCUCAUUAAUGGGAACACAGCUCAUUAAUGGUAUCACACAGCUCAUUAAUGGGAUCACACAGCUCGUUAAUGUGAUCACAAGCUCAUUAAUGGGAUCACAUCUCGUUAAUGGGAUCACAAGCUCAUUAAUGGGAUCACAUCUCGUUAAUGGGAUCACACACCUCGUUAGGCAAAAAUGAGGCGCGGGCGAAACCGCGGGCUCGGAGCGGCCGGGAGCGCCCGGGGGCUCGGCGCUGCCCGGGCAGUGCCACCCCUGCCGGGCUAUAAAUGCGCGCCGUGCCCCGCUGCCGCAUCCCGAGCUCUGGGGAGCCGAUCUGCGCUGAGCCGGCUGGCGAUGGCGUGUCCCCUGGAGCAGGCCAUGGCCAUCAUGGUCACCACCUUCCACAAGUACUCGGCCAAGGAGGGCGACAAGUUCAAGCUCAGCAAGGCGGAACUCAAGGAGCUGCUCAACAAGGAGCUGCCCGUCUUCGGCAGUAAACAAAUGGACGAGGCAGAGUUCAAGCGGCUCAUGAACGACCUGGACCACAACAAGGACAGCGAGGUGGAUUUUAAGGAGUAUGUUUGUUUCCUGGCCUGCAUCACCAUGGGCUUCAACGAGUUCUUCAAGGACGACCCCAGCAAGCACCAGCGCAGGAAGUGACCCCUCGAGUGACCCCUCAAGUGACCUCUCGAGUGACCCUUCAAGUGACCCUUCAAGUGACCUCUCAAGUGACCCCUCAAGUGACCCCUUCCUGUGUCUAUCCCAGCCCUGAGUGGCUUUCAAUAAAAGCUU